UCCAUGGUUCCUACUGUUCCAUGGUUCCCACUGUUCCAUGGUUCCCACUGUUCCAUGGUUCCUACUGUUCCAUGGUUCCAAGGUUCCACUGUUCCUACUGUUCCAUGGUUCCUACUGUUCCAUGGUUCCAAGGUUCCAUGGUUAUACUGUUCCACGGUUCCAAGGUUCCACUGUUCCUACUGUUCCAUGGUUCCAUGGUUCCACUGUUCCUACUGUUCCAUGGUUCCAUGGUUCCAAGGUUCCACUGUUCCUACUAUUCCAUGGUUCCAUGGUUCCACUGUUCCUACUGUUCCAUGGUUCCAAGGUUCCAUGGUUUACUGUUCCAUGGUUCCAUGGUUCCACUGUUCCUACUGUUCCAUGGUUCCAAGGUUCCACUGUCCUACUGUUCCAUGGUUCCAAGGUUUCACUGUUCCUACUUUUCCAUGGUUCCCAGGUUCCAUGGUUCCUACUGUUCCAUGGUUCCAUGGUUCCAAGGUUCCACUGUUCCUACUGUUCCAUGGUUCCAAGGUUCCAUGGUUCCUACUGUUCCAUGGUUCCAAGGUUCCAUGGUUAUACUGUUCCAUGGUCCAAGGUUCCACUGUUCCUACUGUUCCAUGGUUCCCACUGUUCCAUGGUUCCUACUGUUCCAUGGUUCCCACUGUUCCAUGGUUCCCACUGUUCCAUGGUUCCCACUGUUUCAUGGUUCCUACUGUUCCAUAUGGUUCCUUCCGUUCCAUGGUUCCCACUGUUUCAUGGUUCCUACUGUUCCAUGGUUCCCUCCGUUCCACUGUUCCAUCGUUCCUACUGUUCCAUGGUUCCAUGGUUCCAAUUAUGGUUCCCACUGUUCCAUGGUUCCCUCUCCGUUCCAUGGUUCCGUCCGUUCCAUGUUCCUACUGUUCUAUGGCUCCUAUACUGUUCCAUGGUUCCUACUGUUCCAUGGUUCCUACUGUUCCAUAAAUCCCACUGGUCCACUGUUCCAUGCAUGGUUCCUACUGUUCUGUGUUCCGUGCUGUUCCAUUGUUCCAUGGUUGUUCCAAGAUUCCUACUGUUCCAUGAUUCCCACUGUUCCAUGGCUCCUACUGUUAAUGUUCCAUGCCACGUUCCAUGGGUCCAUCGGACCCUAUACUGUCAUGGUUCACUGUCCUGUGUCACACGGCAUCAUGUGGCAUGGUUUCCACGCCAUGCAUGCACUUGGUUAUUGUUGUGGAUACAUAUUAACCACCAUACAUUACUGUGAGGGUUUAAAUCCCUCCUUUUGGUGACCACAAACCACAUGUUUGCACAUGCUGGUUCAUCUCCACAUGUUUGCAUGCUGGUUCUUGUAAGUAUCUACAUGAUCUAGAAUCCAGAGCUGUAAGUGUUGAUCAAUCAAGUUGUUGGAGGUGAGUUAUUGAUAGUUUUCAGUACAUGUGCUAUACUAUUAUUAUAGGCUAGAUUUAAUAGAAUCAUUGAGCCUCAGUCAAGUUUCCAGAUUUCGUUGCCAGUGUCAUCUAUAUGAUAUAUAUUAUAGAUAUUCUAGAGACCCAGCAAGUUAAUCAGAACUCAACAGAACUGAUCAAGCUAUAUAAAAGGCCGGCCUGCAGAUGGACGACAAUGACAUAAUUAUUAGCCCCAGUCAGCAGAGCACUUCAAGUAGAUCCAGUACCGCGACAACGUCGACAUCAAGUCAGCCAAGUCAGCGAAGUGAAUUCUUUGUGAACUGGGAGGAUGCCAGUGUCCAUGUCGUGUUUGAAGAGUGGUGAGCACUCCAACAUCAAAGCAGAUUUCGCGAUCAAGUUGACUGGCAUGAUCGAAGCCGGGUGUAACACUGCAUGGGUACAUGGCACUCAUGAAGAGAAGGAUUAACAUGCAAACAAAGGAAUGUUUCUUUACCCUGGAUUCCGCUCAGUUUCGAAGCAAGUUCAUGAAUCAAAUCAAUAGCUCUUUUGGCAGUGGGGGAAUGUCAAUAGCACUCAAUGAGCAACAGUUUUCUUCCUUCAUACAACACCUUAAAAAUGAAAGUGGCGCUGGGUUGCCAAUCAAAAAAGCCGCUUGUGUGAUUGGCCGGCAACCUUGUAACGAAGUGUGGGUGCUGGGAAAGGACUUGCAGAUUGAUUCUGAAGGCAGACAAGUCCAGGUAUCGGAGAGCAAGUACAUGUGGUUAGAUCACAGUGUUGUCGGAGAAGUCACCAACAUUCCAUCACGAGACCUGCUUCCAGUGAUCAAACUUCCCCUGACCAACACAGGGCUAGCAAUAAAACGCUUGGUUUCUGCUCUGAAGCUCACCAUCAGACACAAUUACUUCAGUUCACUGCUGACAGUUGUUGGAGGGGUCAUGGCCAUGCAUUACACCUAUCUGGUCAAGGUGUAUAAAGGAUGCCCCAUAGUGUAUGCCGUUGGUCCUUCUGAGACCGGAAAGUCUACAUCAAUUAGGGCUGCUCUUGCAAUCUCUGGAUGUUCUCAGGCGAUGUAUGUCAAGGGUUCCAAUGCAUUCUUUCUCGAAAGAUCGGCGGUAUCUUCCUUGCCGUAUGCCAUUGAUGACCCCCCCAAGGCUAGGUCCAAGAACAACUCUGUGGAUGUGAAUGACCUCAUUGUGGACUUGCACGAUGGCUGCAAAACAGCAAACCUCAGGAGUGGGCCCCUGAAACCUAUCUCGAUUCCAUUGGUGGCAUCCAACUUCAGCCAGAAGCAGGAAGAUAGAGUAACUACACGUACGUGCACCGUGUCCUUUGUCCUGCCCACCGUUGGGCCCACAACAAUGGAGGAAGAGGAAAAUUGGGCAGAAUUGGAUGACAUCAUUAGUGGAGGGGAGCUGUCAUCAUGUAUCGGUUGGGCUAUUUCUAUCGGAGAAUGCCCAACCCUGCAGGAAGAAGUAAUGGCCAUCAAAGACAAGCUUAGGCACUCGGUUGAGGGGAGAAAGUUAAAGAAUUGGGCCAUUCUUCUCUACUUUGUGAAGAAGCUUCUUUGUGUUGGCAAUGAACAUGAGGACGAGGAACCCCAAGAAUUCCUAAACAUUUUGGAUUAUGUCCGAGAAGGUGUGCGCUCCACACAGUCACCGACCACUCUGCCGACUAUUCUGGACCCAGACAGUGUGUUAAGCACAACAUUAACCAACAUUCUCAACUUCUGUCGCACCAAAAGUCUGAAAGAUGUGAACGUGUUCGCUCGCUGUGGGUGCUAUGUCCGGAAGCAAAAUAAUCAACGAAAGGAAGUUUUUGCUGUCGUACUUGAAGAUGUAGGAUCUGCUCUUACGUAUUCUCGAGCCGAAGUUAAACAUAUUGUGGAAACCUCGAAUUAUGGGACGUCGAGUUCCCACCGCUUCCUGCAGGGCACUCAUGAUUCAAAGAAGAGAAGAUGUCUAGCGUUUUAUGUCGACAACAUUCCUGAAAAGCUAAGAAGCAAACUGUUGGACGUCACAACAAAGGAGUCGUACAACAUUCAUUGGAGCCUCGAUGACGAUGAUGGUGUAGAGGAUGGCAAGGAUGAUGAUCCCCUCCCCCCCAGCCACAAGGAGGACGACGACCCCCUCACCCCCAGCGACAAGGAGGACGACGACCCCCUCCCCACCGAUAGUGAGAAGAAAGACAAUGAUCCUCCCCCCAGUGACAAGGAGGACGACGACCCCAUCCCCAGCUUAGGUGACAAGAAAGAUGACGAUCUUCCCCCCAGUGACAAGGACGACGACGACCCCCUCUCCAGCGUGGGUGACACUAAAGAUGACGAUCUUCCCCCCAGUGACAAGGAGGACGACGACCCCCUCCCCAGCGUGGGUGACACUAAAGAUGACGAUCUUCCCCCCAGUGACAAGGAGGACGACGACCCCGUAGGUGACACUAAAGAUGACGAUCCCUCCCCCAACGACAACAAUCCCCCCCCUAGCGAGAAGGCCAAACGUAAGAGAAUCACUUCAGAAUUCGAACCUGCUGCUGCUGCAAAGAAAAAACGUUUGGGGGAAGCAAGUCUCUUACGUGAUGGCCUCGGGAAGUCGUACACACCCAAAAAUCUGAAGAGGCGUACCCGCAACUCUAAAAAGAACUAACUGCCUUUGCAUUGUCUGAUUUCUAGUAUUACGUGCAACGUACCCCUUACUUUUGUUUGCUACAAUGACAUUCUUUAUUGCUGGCUGAUUCAGCGAUAGUUUAUCUAUAUGCAAAAUAUUAUACGUACAACCCCUUUAUUAUUAUUAUUGCUGGCUGAUUCAGCGAUAGUCCAGUAUUAUUCUUUACGUUAGGCUGUGUAAUGUUCAAAAAAUUUAUGAUCAUAACAAAAUGAUUUUUCUCCUUACAAUGUCUAGUAACUUUCAAUAUAGAGUCUAUCAACACAUUUUAAAACAAGCAAUGUCCGGUUUACAAUUGACCCUUCUUUAAAUCAUCAUACUUAAGCUUACU
Messenger RNA from Halichondria panicea, 4346 nucleotides. RefSeq lists its product as uncharacterized. The coding region runs from base 1799 to 3997 and encodes 732 amino acids. The transcript has 11 exons. The record is from RefSeq and is a predicted model, not a curated record. NCBI's taxonomy places the organism in Eukaryota, Metazoa, Porifera, Demospongiae, Suberitida, Halichondriidae.